AGGAUGUUGUGGAAUAAUCACAUACUUUCAUCUUCGCUAAUUACAUCAGCUAUUCCGUGUUCUGGUGUGGCUGUAGUGCUUUUGACAAUUGGUUUUGAUCUCUAGAAAUGGAUGUCAGCACAGAGAACAAAAGUUCACUAAGCACGUAGUAUACCAGCACAUAUGUUAUCUUCCCUUCUGUGAUCUCUGCAUCGUGAAAUUAUACAUCGAGGUGCAGGUGAAGAAGUCUCUGUGCCAGCAGUUGCAGGACUCAGCCUGCCCACUAGAGACUUGCUAGUUCAGGGUCCAGAGUGAAACCCAGCACAGUGGUCAGUUCAGUUUCACUUUUGAAUGCACCGAAUUGGGAACAGCUCACUCUCCCUUUCUUUAAAACGUAGAGCCUGUUACAGGGUUCAAUUAUUUCUUAUUUGCAUGGACCUCCUCCUUAUGGAGAAGACAACAAACAGGAAAUUGCAGAGAUGCAAACAAACUGGUUUGGCAGAUGAUGGGAAAGGAACAGCUGUGUCAUCAUAUUUAAGCUGAACAUCUGAGGCAAAAGAAACCUGAUUCCUAAGGCAGCUGAGCAGCACCUAGGAGGUGUUGUUGUAGACUUCCUUAAUUUGGUGUUGAGCCUCACUGUGCUUCAGGUACUGCCAUACUCUUUUUUUUGCUGAGUCUUCCAGCAGGAACUGAAAACUAUGUAUCUGUUCCUCCUUUCCAUUCUAUAUUUGCCUCUGAAACCCACUAGCAGCCAAGAAGUUAUAUUUGGCCAUAACCAUUUCACUGAGUAUCAAGUGGGCAACAUGAACCUGAUCCUCUCUGUCCCACAUGGUGGGUCAAUGGAACCUGAAGACAUCCCUGACCGAGAGGCUGGCUGUUGGGAUGCAGAGACAUCUUCUUGUAUUUUCUCUCAUGAGUGUCCUCCUGGAAGCAUUCAAAAUUAUGACAAGUGUAAAGUAUCUACCAAACAAGACAGAUACACAAUAGAAGUGGCUCAGGCUCUUGCUGAGGAAAUCAACAAAAUUACUGAUGGUUUCUUUCCACAUAUUGUUUUAAACCACUUACAGAGGUUCAAGAUGGAUGCCAACAGGGAAAAGGAAGAGGCCACCUUUGGAGUUCCCCAAGCAGAACAGGCCUGGGAGGAUUACAUGGGGUUUUUGACCACUGCAAAAUCACAGAUGACAGGGGGCCUGAUUCUGGAUAUCCAUGGACAAGCACAUCCCGAACAGUGGAUAGAAUUAGGUUAUACACUUUCAAAAACUUCUCUUAACUCGGGUGACAUUUCUGCUUCAAAUUCCUCCAUUAGACAUCUGUCCAAUCAGCUAGUUGGUGUGUCUUUUGAGACUUUGCUUGCAGGGAACAGAAGUUUGGGUAAAUAUAUUGAAGAACAAAAUAACAGUUACAUUUGUGUGCCUUCUCUAUCCAAUCCAAGCCCCAAAAAUGGGAACUAUUAUAGUGGUGGAUAUAUAACGCAGACUUUCGGCUCCCGACAUUCUGGUGUUGUUGAUGCUAUUCAGAUUGAACUGCCACAGUGGGUGAGGGCACCUAAAGAACUUCCCAAAUUCUGUAAAGCACUAGCAAAGGCUGUAAUGAAAUUCUGGCAAACUAACUACUGCAGCCAGCUCAAGCACGGGUUUCUGCCGUGCUGAAAAAUGUUGUCUUAAUUAAGAUACCUUUCCAUAAUAUAGUAAUGAUCUGGAACAACUGAUAUACCUAAAACACUUAAACCUGAAAUACAAGUGUGGAUGCUAGAGAAAAAUAGCCUCAUAAGCUUUUCUGUUUUUAAUUUCUUUCCUGUAGCAUCCUUUGUUCUCUAGGAUACAAUAAGCGUCUGUUCUAGUUAAUUCUGUGUAGUCCAGUGCAUUAGUAGAUUGCCUAUUCAAUAAAAUUGGGUCUCUCUGCUUUUCUUCUGAUACGAAAAACAAAAGAAUGAAUUCAUUCAGUACUUCAAGGCAGAUGUUUAGCCACUAGCUGGGAAGCACGGCCACAGCACACAUAGCAGUUACUUAAGAUGAUGAACGCCUUAAUCACCUCACUUUUUUCAUCCUUUUUCCAGACUUUUAUUGCUGAGCAGGACAUAAUAUGGUGUGGGAUAUCUCUGGUCAGUUCAUGUCAGCCAUACCAGAUGUGGUCUCUCCUAUCCUGUAAAUUGGGAGUGGGGAAAAGAAACAGCUUGAUGACACAGGCAACUCUUAGCAAUAGCCACAACACUGUUGUGUUAUUGUGCUUUUUAAAUCACAACUCAAAACACAGCAGCAUGUGGAAUGCUAUGAAGAAAACUAGCUUAAUCCUAGCCAGAAUUAGAGCAUUUUUACUCUCCAGAGACAUUUGCAUGCCAGCAAUAGAAGUAUUUUUUGCAGAUUUAUGGCCCUGAAUCUUUAAAAGCAGUCAAUCACAGUAAGGUGCUUUUCAUUCUUAACUAUCAAGACGUGGAGCAAGUUGGGCUUUUCUGUAAGUGUCUUGUUAUAAUCAUGUUACAAUUUUUUCACUGCUUGAAGAACUGGGAUGGAUGUAGAGAUUUUAUUUCCAUAUGCUCAAGGAACCUGCUAAACUACUUGCCUUAAGAUGAACGUAAUAUUCACUUGUCUUGAUUCUGCUCUCCAUUGAGCUUUGUCUCCUCUUUCGGUUCAGUUAGAGUGGAUGCUUCAGGUUUGUUCCGCUGAUGAUCUGUAGAAAUAAACUGCAGUUUUUCAAGAGAUAAUAAAUAUACCUACAAUCAGACCACUUUCUGGUGUUUUGUAAGAGCACAGACAAAAAAUUGUUGUGCAUUCAGCUCACAAAAAAAAUUGAUGAUGCUUUAUGUAAAUCUGUUGUAAUGCCAUUGGCUUCAAUGUAUUUGCUCCUAACUUGUCAGGAAAGAAAAUAAAACAUAGAGUUCCAAGGCACAUUGAUGGUCAGAAAAACAGUAUAUGUACCAUCUAUUUGAACAAUAUGUAUCAGCUCCUGCAUUUGUUAGGUUAGUAUGAAUGAGAUACUCCAUCUGUAAUGCUGCUUUUAAAACCAUAAGUCAUAUAUAUUUGGAUGCUCUAUUUAUUCUACCUAACGAACUGCCUAAAUGUUUGCAGUCUUGUCCAAGCUGGUUCACUAGGCUUUCUCUACAGAGAGAAAUCAGUACGACUUCAAGGGGUGAUUCUUUCCACCUCUAAUGGUGGUGAUGAUGCUGCGGAAUUUCUGGUCUCACUCCAAAUAAGGAACAACGAAGGAAGCCUUGUUAGCUCAUAAUAUAUCUAACCAACAGUACCUACAAAAUCGUAUUAACUUACAGUUAACUUACAGACUGUGUAGAAUCAAUAGUCUGGCUAAAAGAAAAUACUCUGAAACAAUAACUUGAUGACAUGAGGCUGAAUGGGAGAAAUAAAUGGUUGGACUACUCA
Molecule: messenger RNA, 3353 nt
Organism: Coturnix japonica (Japanese quail)
Lineage: Eukaryota; Metazoa; Chordata; Aves; Galliformes; Phasianidae
Source: RefSeq, a predicted model, not a curated record